This is a messenger RNA of Botrytis byssoidea, 1062 nucleotides long. RefSeq lists its product as uncharacterized. The transcript is spliced from 4 exons. The record is from RefSeq and is a predicted model, not a curated record. The coding region runs from base 1 to 1062 and encodes 353 amino acids. Gene Ontology annotation, molecular function: transporter activity. Gene Ontology annotation, biological process: transport. Lineage: Eukaryota; Fungi; Ascomycota; Leotiomycetes; Helotiales; Sclerotiniaceae.
AUGCAAUAUCUUCCCAUACAAGCUCGGGAUGUCCAUUUUCUGGACUUAAGCAAGAGAAGUUCCGAUUCUUCCAAGAAUCACACUUGUCCCGUGGAAAAUAGAAAUGAUCCUCCCCAAGUUCCAUUUAUCGGCAACCUCAGUUUCCAUCAAUUCAUUCAAAUUCUAUCAGGAGCCUGUCUAGCUUUCUCGCUUCUCCUAUCCAUCUUUCUGAUAUUUCGCCAUGCAACACAUUAUUCUAUGCCCCGAGAACAGAAACAAAUCAUCUUUAUGAUUCCUGUAUUUGCAACCAUUUCGUUCCUCUGCAUACAUUUUGAAAAAGCGUCAGCCUAUAUUUCCCCCAUCAAUGAGUUCUAUGAGGCCUUUGCAUUUGCCGCAUUUUUCCAGCUCUUGUAUACCUAUGUACUUGAGGAAACUCAUGCGCAAUCUUUCUCUGGACAAACAUCAGAACUUCCCACAAUUCGCAAAACUGCUAUUCAGAUCUUUCAAUUCCCAGCGAUCAUGUUCAUCGUAUUCCUCAUAGAAGAGAUCUCAGAGGCAAAGGGGACAUAUUGUGAGACGGAGAUUAAGAUUUACUUCACCAGGAUAUGGUGUGUAAUUCUCCGCAUAGGCAGUACUAUCAUUGCCAUCCUGGGACUUCUCCGCUUCUACAAAUCCACAAAGUUCCUCACGGCCGCUCGCAAACCCCUCCACAAGCUCAUGGCAUUCAAAGGAAUUGUAUUUUUGAAUUUUUUGCAGUCCAUUGUCUUUGCAUUCCUUUCAUCGCGCCUUUCACCAACUAAUAAACUCACCACCCGCGAUUUAACGGCUGGAAUUCCCAACUUACUGAUUUCACUAGAGAUGGUUAUCUUCUCAAUCUUAUUUCUGAAGUUUUAUGCCGUGGGCGAGUAUGCAAAGGGAACAGAGACUUAUCAGGGAGGUUCCAUGGGAAUCAAAGCGAUUGCCGGCGCGGCGAAUUUUAUUGCUUUCAAAGGGGAGAUGGCCGGAAUGGCGAUGGGAAAAGAAAACAUAGAAAAGGGGGGAAAUGUAUCUACUUACUCUUCUUAUAAGGCCCCAUCUGUUUGA